AUGUGCAGAACCACAGAUUUUGAUGGGUUAUUAUUACCAUCAAGAAACCAAGAAAACCACUUAAAGAUCAAAUCUUUUUACGUCCGGUUCACUGGUUUCAGACUCAACAAACCGGAACCGUCUACACUCAUUCUCGUUUAUCUUCCUCGGACCACUAAUGAUCUUGUUAUUGAUGGGUCCAAGAUUCGACCCGAGUCUAAAGCGUUCUUGGUUCUUCAUAGGAUUGUUAAUGUGGAGAAAAAGGAAGAUGGAGAGUUUGUAUUCGGGUCAAGAGAACGGGUUCGGGUCAGGGAAGGGGUUCGGUUUGAGGUUUAUUUGAGUGAAGAGAGGGUUUUGGAGGGUGUAUUUAGGAGAAUUGAUGACGUGGAAAAGUGGAAGUUGGUGUGUGGUGGUGGCGGUGGUGGUGACGUGGGUGUAGUGGAGGUUUGCGUGGCACUGGAGGGACAUGUGGCGUUGAGUGAGAGGGUGGUGAAGAAGAAAAGGAAGAGCAAAAGAGGCCUUUGUGGUAAGCUGGAGGUGAUUCCAGAAGAGAGAGAGGUAGCUGAGGAUGAAUCGGACGGUGGAUGCUGCUGUGAUCGUGAGGGAAGGGGAAUGUACGAUGGAGAUUUGGAAGAGGGGUGUGGGCUAGAUUGUGAAAAGGUUGAGAUGGAAUUGGAGGGUGUUAGAUGGGCUAUCGAUGUUGGGGUUUGGGUCGUGUGUUUGGGUGUGGGUUUCAUGGUUUCUAGUGCUACUGCUAAGAGCUUGAGAGGAUUGAGAUUACUUUGA
Molecule: messenger RNA, 765 nt
Organism: Dovyalis caffra
Lineage: Eukaryota; Viridiplantae; Streptophyta; Magnoliopsida; Malpighiales; Salicaceae
Source: the annotation of a GenBank genome assembly